Messenger RNA from Rotaria socialis, 1047 nucleotides. Lineage: Eukaryota; Metazoa; Rotifera; Eurotatoria; Philodinida; Philodinidae. The record is from the annotation of a GenBank genome assembly.
AUGCAAAAAGCAAAAUUAAUAACUAAAGGUAGUCCAUGUGAAUAUAAGAUAUCAGUUACAACGGGAAAUUGCAAUGGCGCCUCAACAGAUGCACCUAUACGUAUUAGACUUCAUGGAACAAAUGGGUAUACGAAUUUUCAUGAACUUGCUCAGUCUGAAACUCAUCAUAUACCAUUUCUAAAAAAUCAAUCUGAUGUAUUUACUCUUCAAACAUUUCAUGUUGGCGAAUUAGUAGGAAUUACUAUUGGACAUGAUCGAAAAGAUAUGCGAGCAAGUUGGUUUCUAAGCAAGAUAUCAAUUAGUGAUCCGAUUCGUCAUAAAACUUCUAAUAUUUUGUGCAAUGCUUGGUUAUCAAUCAAAUCUAUUGAUAAAAAAACCAUGCGUGAUUUUCAAGUGACUUCAGUUGUAUCUCAUCAGAAGACACUGAUUUCAAACGAUCAUCGAGAAGAAAAUGAAAGUCAAUCUGAUUAUUCUACAAAAACCAUCGAAGGUACAAGCAGAUCCAAUGAAACAAAUCUAAGUGGAAAUAUUUUAUUAACUGAUUAUAAACCAAUUCAAAAAAAUCGAAAACAGCAGCAUGUAUCAAUUGGACCAACAACAUUUGCUACAAGAUUACCAUCAAUGUCUACACAUACAAAUAAUUAUUCUCAAUUAUCACCACCACCACCACCACCACCAUUGGCUACUAUAGCAACAAUCGAAAGUCAUUUUAAUCACGAUGAUUUACUUUUUCCGCCUAUUGUACCUCGGAUUCAUUCAGCAGCGCUUUCUGAAAUAUCUUCAGAUACUGAAAUUGAAAGUAAUAUGACGAAUCGAACUCGUUCAACAUCUCGUACACCAUCGCCAACAUUUCAUCAAACACGUUUACAAUCUGUUUCUGAAUAUGAUACCUUGCAAACAAAAUCAACAAGUAGUAUGUUGAAACGUCAUUCAAUCGAUCAUGAUCGACCACCAGCACGACUUGAAAAAAGAAUUUCACCAUUAUAUGCAUCAGUUGAACGAUCAGAUAAAAACAAUGAAAACAAUCCGUUUUCGUUUAUAGAAUAA